UCGAAUCUCAUUCGAUGAAUACGUCUAUACCGAUCAAGUCUGCAUUCAAAAAAGUAUCGUAAUUAACUUGUAUCUUUUUAAACAAAUAGGUACAGGUUGUGUGAUCAGUGAUAAGAAUGAUUCAAACACUCCUAAUAAAAAAUUUUUCGCAUCUUCAUACGCCAAGGUUUUUUCCAAAGAUUCGUAUGGAAAGCUACGAAAUUGCAGUUUUUUUAUUUUGAUUCGUCGAUUUUAGAAUAAAGAAUAAACUACAAAGUAAUAUCGCUGAUAUUUAUAAUGUAUAAGUAUUUUUUGCUGAUGUAAAGGGAUGUAACCCACAAAAUUGCCUUCGAUAGCGAUUAUUUUUUAAACAAUUGUAUAAUACAAAAAUUAAUUCAUUAGAAUUCUUUGAUGAAACAAACGCUGCUUGUUCAAUAAAAAUGACUUGCUAUAGUUCAUACGAAUGCCCUUCCCAUUAGGAAAAACUUCAGGAACGAUCGACCGUUUUAUUCCGUAAAGUGUCAAAAAAUUCGACGACACACUUCCAUACGCAUUAGCUGUACAGAAACUGUGUUACACCUACCAGACAAACUCGGACAAGGUUCCUCAGUUCAAGGACCACAUCACCAAGUUCACGGAGGGUUGAAUCUCACACAAUUCUGCAAGACGCAAAUGAUCGUCUCAACUUUGGUGGCGUCAUGGAAACAGAUAGGCUCCGCUGACGAUGUAAACGACGCCUGUCGAUACAAAAAUACUAGUCUGCAGGUUUUGGUCCUUAGGGCUUGAAGGUACCCAAGCACGUGACCAACUGCGAUACCGCAUGAACGAAGAAUGAGCUGAUUGGUCAUUCCCUCCUAUAACGCGACUUGACAGAACUUUUGGGGUUCACUCAUUGCUACAACGAUACGCCAAAUGAGCCGCUGUUUGGAUUGUCAAUUGAUUGUCAUGCAAAUAUCGGGAGUCUGGAAAAAAAUAUCAACUCCGAUCAUCUCUGGGGAGGUCGUUUUUUCUGGUGACGCAGUACAGGGUAUGAGCUGUCUGAAUAUUUCACUGUCCAGAAACCAUACCAGAUGAUGGGCUCUACAAAAGAGUCCAGCUAACCAAUUCGUAGCUGUUUUUACUACCAGUAUACACCCGUCUUCCGCUUCGACGAUCAAAUUACAAAUAUUUUGAGCCAAUCAAACAGCAAUAUCUGAAAUCACCCAUAAUUCGAUUGUUGUAAUACGUGUAGUACCUAUGAUAAGAAAGCGUUCAAAACAAGGUCAUCAUCUUUCGCGCGCAUAAUAAAUAUCCGCGCGCGUCUCGAUCGCGCGAGGCAUCUGUACAACUGUUUAUGCGCGAGAAGACAAUAUUCUCAACGGAAACACUCCGCUAACGCAGAUCAGUGCAAUAUAGACUCUUGUUAUCAAUAAUAAAACAUAUGUACACCUUAGACCGAAUUAUCAUCUCUUUUAUCAUCGUUACAAGCCGGAGACCGGCAUCGCUCUCGCUCCCGAUAUGUGUAUAAAAAAGCCGUGCCUCCUCGCUAUCUUUCUGUCUUUCCACUGGCGAACGUUACUCUCUUUUGGAACGUCAUCGAGCAGUGUCCUGCUGCUCGCGCUCGUAGCUACAAGUACCUGUUAUCAUAAUUAUUAAACCAUUGAAAUUUGGAUACCGCAGUAUUUCCUAAAUCCGUAAGCUGGCUUCGAAAUGAAACGGUGGGGAUUCUGGUUGGGAGCCCUCGGGGCUGUAGCAGUUUUGGUGGUGCUUCUGUGCGUCUUCCUCAUAAGUCACUCCAAGAUUCGCUGCUACACGGAAGAGGAAGAUCACUACCUGUAUCUGGCCAGCAGAACUACUUACGAAAGGGCUCGAGGACACAAUCUCACGCGGCUGCCGUCGGAUUCGAAAUGUAAGCCGGUACAAAUUUGGGCUUUCAUCCGUCACGGCGCUCGGUAUCCGGAACCCAAGCUGAUCAACAGAUAUCGGAAACUGGACCAGCUGAGGGACGAAAUCAUCGAAAACCACGAGAAAGGACGGGGUAAGCUCUGCGACUCCGAUUUGGAACUUCUGAAGCAAUGGGUGCUGAUACCACCCGCGGACGAGAUACCACCAGCUUUGUUGAACAAAAACGGCGAGGAGGAGUUGAAGAACUUUGGCAAGCGCCUGAAAGAUACCUUCCCCGAACUCUUGAAGGCGGGAAGCAUUCCGGGCGCCUCGCAAAAGGAUUACAAAUUCAGAGGAACGGACAACCAAAGGACACAGGCUAGUCAGACAGCCCUGAUGGAAGGCAUAUUCGAGGGCGAGGGAGUGACCGUAGUCCCGGAGAAGGUCCCGAAUAACGAUUCGCUCUUAUACGUCAACAUGAACUGCCCAACCUACCAAGCGAGUCUGAAGCUCAACCCCUGGAACGAGUCUGAUGCAUUCACGGAAAGCGGAGCUGAAUUCAACGCUACUGUGGAGAGAAUCACCGAACGUCUCGGCUUUGAGGAAGAAAUCGACCGAGGUACGGUGCUUCUGCUCUGGGAGAUAUGUCGUUACGAGACUGCUUGGAAGAGAAAGGGACAGUGGUCCACCUGGUGUCUGGUUUUCGAUCCCGAGGACAUGCAAGCUCUGGAGUUCCGCGAGGACAUCGGUACCUACUACUACGCUGGUCCUGGAAGGCCCAUCAACAAGCAGAUAGCUUGUCCUACGGUCAAGGAUUUGGUCCAACGGUUCAGAAACGUGGUGAAAAACGGCCAAGAAAAGAGUGGCGAACCAAAGAGUGUCUUCUACUUCGGCCACACAGUCAUGCUCGCGGCGACGAUGGGCGCUAUGGGCAUGACCGAGAGCGAGGUCCCGUUUGUGGCGACCAACUAUCAACAGAUGAUCGACAGGAAGUUCCGAACGUCGCUCGUCGGACCUUUCGGUGGCAACCUCAUCCUCGUUCUCUACAGAUGUAACUCCGAAAACAAAUCCACCCACAAGGUUACCAUUCACGCGACCGAGCGUCCCUGGUCUCUGCCCGACUGUCCCGACGGCGUUUGCGACUGGGAUACCUUCGAACAAAAGUACGCCGACACUGCCGAUCAUUGUAAUUUAGAUUUUUGUUACCAAUAGGUUUAAGGAAACAAAAGAAAAGAAGAAAAACGAGGAGAAUUUGAAUAAAACCAAAGACGCUAUAAUAAUGUAUGUACAUAUGUAUAAUAAACACUAACACACUUCGUUCGAUUUAA
This is a messenger RNA of Nasonia vitripennis (jewel wasp), 3170 nucleotides long. RefSeq names its product multiple inositol polyphosphate phosphatase 1-like. Gene Ontology annotation, molecular function: acid phosphatase activity; inositol phosphate phosphatase activity. The coding region runs from base 1669 to 3054 and encodes 461 amino acids. The record is from RefSeq and is a predicted model, not a curated record. The transcript has 10 exons. Lineage: Eukaryota; Metazoa; Arthropoda; Insecta; Hymenoptera; Pteromalidae.